GAGACACGUAUUACACCUCUAUAGCUAAUUUGUUUAAGAUUUUGGCUUUACUAGCUAACAUGAUUGUCUAGAAGAUUUGCGGACGAGUACAGUAGAUUAUAGCUAGUUACACAACCGGCUUGCCCGGAUAUCAAUAUUCAUUCAGUCACUGCAAAACAAAGAUGUCACAGAAGCGUCGUUCCCAGUCUUGGACAGAGUUGAAACAAGCAGGCAACGAAUUCUUUAAAACUGGACAGUAUGGGGAGGCUGCUUCUAUUUACAGCCAGGCUAUCAAAGAAGUGGAGAAGUCAGGAAAGAAGAAUCCAGAGGAUCUUAGUAUCCUGUAUUCUAACCGUGCAGCCAGUUAUCUGAAGGAUGGAAAUUGUUGGGAGUGUGUGAAGGACUGUACAGUAUCUCUUGACCUAGUUCCGUUUGGCAUCAAGCCUCUCCUUCGCCGGGCUGCAGCGUAUGAAGCAUUGGAGAGAUACAGAUUAGCCUAUGUGGACUACAAGACGGCCUUACAGAUCGACUGUAACAUACCUGCAGCCCAUGAUGGUACCAGCAGAAUGACGAAGUGUCUGACAGAGGUGGAUGGACUCUCAUGGCGAGAGAAGCUCCCACUUAUUCCCACUGUUCCGAUGGCCGUCAAAGAAAAAUUGUCUCUGGCAACAAGCCAACAAACAACGCAACACAAUGGCACCAGAGAAAAUAAGAAAUCUGUCCCAGGAGAGGUUUCCAUUAAAAAAGCCCUAACCCUGAAAGAGGAAGGCAAUGCGCAGGUGAAAAAAGGAGAGUACAAGAAAGCCAUAGAGAAAUACACUCAGAGCCUCAAACACAAUUCCUCAGAAAUCACAACCUACACAAAUAGGGCACUUUGCUACCUCUCUGUGAAGAUGUACAAGGAAGCACUGCAAGAUUGUGAAGAGGCCCUGCGACUCGACUCCGCUAAUAUCAAGGCACUGUACAGACGAGCACAGGCACACAAGGAGCUGAAAGACUACAAAGCUUGCAUUGAAGAUCUAAACAGCUUGCUGAAAGUUGAGCCAAAGAACGCAGCCGGACAGAAUUUACUGCUGGAAGUGCAAAAGAAGAAAUGAGCUUGUGAUUCGGAUGGUUGCCUGUGGAUGUGAAGGAGCCUACGCUGACCUGGUGUACAUGCCUGAAGUGCCUGUAUUCACUCACAGAAGCUGGUUUUCCAAUCUAUUUCCUGGCCUGUUUAACUUAAAUCCACUCAAGAUGGAGUAUUGCUUUGACUACUACAGAGGAAGCACAGUCAAUGCAGUUUAUAUUUAGCCUUCAUAUACAUCAUGCAAUCACUGCAUGAAACUGAAAAUAUAGCAUUCAACCAUUGUUUCACAAGGACUAUGCAUUUGUAUGUAUUUCCACUAGCAUAAGAGAUUUUCACGAUCAAAUACUGUUGUAGUUGAAGAUAUAAUUCACCCAAAUUACAAAAUUACAUUGGUUUACUUACAGACUUACUCUGUAAGCAUUCUAUGGACGAGGUAGGACAGCAAUUCAUGCAUUGUUUUUUGUUUACCUGGUCACUAUUUCAAAUGCUAACUUUUUAGCAUUUAUGGCACAAAUCCAAUGCAAGUCAAUUGUACCUAUAUUA
Molecule: messenger RNA, 1591 nt
Organism: Salvelinus sp. IW2-2015
Lineage: Eukaryota; Metazoa; Chordata; Actinopteri; Salmoniformes; Salmonidae
Gene: tomm34
Product: translocase of outer mitochondrial membrane 34
Cellular component (GO): mitochondrion; cytosol
Molecular function (GO): heat shock protein binding
Source: RefSeq, a predicted model, not a curated record